Messenger RNA from Syngnathus typhle (broad-nosed pipefish), 1564 nucleotides. RefSeq names its product NK2 homeobox 3 (gene nkx2.3). Gene Ontology annotation, cellular component: nucleus. Gene Ontology annotation, molecular function: RNA polymerase II cis-regulatory region sequence-specific DNA binding; DNA-binding transcription factor activity, RNA polymerase II-specific. Lineage: Eukaryota; Metazoa; Chordata; Actinopteri; Syngnathiformes; Syngnathidae. The record is from RefSeq and is a predicted model, not a curated record. The transcript has 2 exons. Gene Ontology annotation, biological process: regulation of transcription by RNA polymerase II; cell differentiation. Bases 155 to 1180 code for a protein of 341 amino acids.
UAUCUCAACUCCAUUGAGCCAACCAAACAGGAUCAGCACCCCUACUAACCGUCCACAGAUCGUCUUGUUUUGAAAGAAGAAAAAGAGAAAACCUUAUACGUGCACGUAGCUUAAUUCUAUAUUUGGACACAAAUAUUUUUUUCUGGAGGAAACCAUGCUCCCCAGUCCUGUUAUAACAUCCUCCAGCACGCCUUUUUCUGUCAAGGACAUCUUGAAGUUGGAGCUGCAACAGCAAUCGCAAGAAUUCCAGUUCAUCUCGUGCUUCUCGGGUCUAUCUGGCGCGCUCCCGGUGCAGACCGGUGCUUUCCGAGCGCACUCGCCGCCCUCCUGCAUGCUGGCUCGCAGGGACAGCCCGAGUCCAAUCAGCUCGGAGAGCGACGAGAGGAUGUCGUACCUCGGCGCGCUUGCAGGAGCCGACAGGCUGCACGCGGAGUCCGGACUGCCAGUGGAGAUGUUCAGCAACCCGGCGCAGAUCCACCCUGUGGAGCUGGAACUGGAGAACGACCAGGAGGAGGACCGAGACGCAAAGGUCGGUUGUGCAUCGCGGUGCGAAGAGGCCGAGAAGCCGCCGGGCAAGCAGCAGAGAACCAGGAGGAAGCCCCGGGUGCUCUUCUCUCAGACUCAAGUGUUCGAGCUGGAGCGUCGCUUCAAGCGGCAGCGCUACCUGUCCGCCCCGGAGAGAGAGCACCUGGCGGGUUCGCUCAAACUCACGCCCACGCAGGUGAAGAUCUGGUUCCAGAACCGGAGGUACAAAUGCAAGAGGCAGCGGCAGGACAAGACACUGGAGAUGGCAGGACAUCACCACCACCAUCACCAUCAUCACCCACCGGGUCCUCCGCCGCCUCCCCCGCCGCCCAGGAGGGUGGCCGUGCCGGUGCUGGUGCGGGACGGCAGGCCUUGUUUGACUGGAUCCCCGACUUAUAACACGUCCUACUCAGCGGUGGGAGCACCGAGCGCGUACGGCUACAACGGCUACCCCGCCUACAGCUACAACAACUCGGUGUACACCAACACUUAUUCUUGUAGUAGUUUACCUGCUCUGCCGCCCUCCAACAGCGCCGCCAACGCCUUCAUGAACAUGAAUUUGGGACCGCUGGGCGCGCAGACGCAAAGUCAGUCCGCACAAGGAGCGGUGGUCCCUCCGUGCCAGGGGACUCUGCAGGGCAUCAGGGCAUGGUAAUGCACCUUUGGACGCACACUUUGGAUGUAUAGGGUAUACCUUUUGAGAAUAUUCUGAAUGGGGUGCAAUCGAAAUGUAAAGUUUGACUGAACUAAAUGCGGCGGGCUACGUUUUAUGACAGUGUUAUCAAUGAAGUCAUCCAAUUGAACGCUUUCCGCAGUGAAUUGCCACAAGUUAUGAUCUUGAGGCAUCUAUUGGAUACGUUUUUUUUUUUAAUUAUUGUGAUAUAGGCUAAAAAUUGUUUUCCCUUCACGUGUGACACAUUUUUCCCAGUGAAUUAAUGGAGCUGUUGUAUUUAUGGCUGUUUACGCCCAUAUUCAAUAAACUGAAAAUUAUAAAUAUGGAAUGAAAUUACGAUACUGGCAUUUAUUCUUAAAUUUUGUU